UUUGUUUUGUUUUGUUUUUUUAAAUCACAGCAAGAGAAAUUAACAAGAGGGGGAACAAUGGCCCCGCUCACGGCGCUUAGGGCUCUGAGAAACCGAUCCAAUUUUCCGAUUUUUUCUUCUACAGCUUCAAUUGCUUGGUCUAUUCGUCGAUUCAUAAGCACAUUGGUGGUGGCAGAACAUGAGGGAGGAGUUGUGAAGCCAUCUUCUUUGAGUGCAUUCGCGGCCGCAGAGGCUAUUGCGAAGGAAAAUUCGAUUUCUGUUCUACUGGGAGGGUCAGGAGAAACCCUUCAAAAAGCCGCGGCACAUGCUGCAUCAAGCCAUCCAUUGAUCUCUGAGGUGCUUGUUGCUGAUGCAGAAAUACUGGCACAUCCUUUAGCCGAAUCUUGGGCCGAACUCAUUCAUUCCGUCCAGAAGAAAGGCGGUUAUUCCCAUGUAAUGUCCGCUUCAACUUCGUUUGGGAAGAAUGUGCUUCCACGUGCGGCGGCUCUCCUCGAUGUUUCACCUAUAACAGAUGUCAUCGAGAUACGGGAGCCACGGGUUUUUGUGAGGCCAAUAUAUGCUGGAAAUGCUCUUUCUACUGUCCGCUAUUCCGGCCAGGACCCUUGCAUGAUGACUAUAAGAUCAACAUCUUUUCCCCUUCUUGUCAACUCGACCAACACAGAGGGAAGAACUGUGCCUAUCAACCAGGUUGACGUAUCUGUCUUCAGUGAAGAGAGCUUGAAGAAAUCUAGGUGGUUGAAGCUCACUUCACAAGAUACAGAACGACCUGAUUUAGGAAAUGCACGAGUUGUAGUCACUGGGGGGCGUGGAUUGAAAAGUGCAGAGAACUUUAAAUUAUUGGAGAAGCUUGCUGAGAAACUAGGUGCAGCAGUUGGGGCUACGCGGGCUGCUGUUGAUGCAGGAUUUGUGCCGAAUGAGCUGCAGGUUGGUCAAACUGGUAAAAUUGUUGCUCCGGAACUAUAUAUGGCAUUCGGGGUUUCAGGAGCGAUACAACACUUGGCCGGAAUGAGAGACUCUAAAGUCAUCGUAGCCAUAAACAAAGAUGCAGAUGCACCCAUAUUUCAGGUUGCAGACUAUGGACUAGUUGCCGAUCUGUUUGAUGUGAUUCCGGAAUUGCUAGAAAAACUGCCAGAAAAGAAAUGAUCCCUCUGUUAAAGCCAAGGAUCUCAUGUCUUAAUUUUGUAGAUAAAUAGAUGAAUAAAUAGUUUCCAUUUUCUUCCAGUUUUCGGCGACGGAGAGAACAGAAAUAAUCAUGCUCAAAAUUGGCAUCAAGCUUUUGUUGUAUUAAACAAGCAGGUACCGAAAGGAGUUUGAUUUCAUGAUACUACAUUUAUUCAAGCACUCGGAGUUACUAACUUAAA
Ananas comosus (pineapple) is the source of this 1361-nucleotide messenger RNA. Its product is annotated as electron transfer flavoprotein subunit alpha, mitochondrial. Gene Ontology annotation, molecular function: flavin adenine dinucleotide binding; electron transfer activity. The transcript is spliced from 8 exons. Gene Ontology annotation, cellular component: mitochondrion. The record is from RefSeq and is a predicted model, not a curated record. The coding region runs from base 58 to 1143 and encodes 361 amino acids. NCBI's taxonomy places the organism in Eukaryota, Viridiplantae, Streptophyta, Magnoliopsida, Poales, Bromeliaceae.